AUGCGGCUUUACAGUGACGGUGUCGGCCGCAUCUCCAGGCUUGAAAUCUCCGCAUUCCAGCUCACACCACAGAAGGAGGAAACCAUGGCGAUUACACACUAUUGGCUGCUGCUGUCUCUGCUGCACUGGCAUGAGUGUGUCACAGGAGAAGUGCGAACCAUCAGUCCAUACAUCAAACACUAUGAAGGCUUGUCCUACAACAGAGGAAAGCUUCACAAGCAGCACCUGAGACCCAGGAGGUCCACACAUCCCCAGGACACAGCUCUGCAUUUGGACUUUAUUGCGUUCCAAAGACCAUUUCGCCUGCGAUUGAGACGAGAUGUGGCCAGUUUUUCUGAAAACUUUAGCGUGAUCAGUGGAAAUGGCUCUACUCCAGCAGAUCUUUCCCACUUAUACACAGGGACUAUAGAAGGUGAAAAUGGGUCAUCCUGCCACGGCUCUGUCAUCCAGGGCCAGUUUGAAGGCACCAUACACACGUCCAAAGGAACUUAUUAUGUAGAACCGAUGGAGAGAUACCAGAACACAACAGACCAUCAUUCUGUUAUGUACCAUGAAGACGAUCUGGAGCUUCCAUCCAAACGAAGCAAAUAUGGAGGAUUUUGUGCUGCAGAAAAUCUAUCUGACCUUGGACCCACAGCAAGCGAAGAGGCAGCGAUGAGCCGCUCCAGGAGAACAGUGGACGAUUCAAAGACCAGUUGCCUGCUUCACUUCCACGCAGACUACCUGUACUUCAAGAGGUUCAAGUCUGUGGAGGCUGUAGUGGCUCAGAUUGCAUCAUAUAUACGAGCAGUGAAUGACAUUUAUGACAAGGUGGACUUUGAUGGGAUUAAGUUGGUCAACUUCAAAGUCAAGUCUCUUCAAGUGAUGACUGAAGAGGAUCUGAAGGACCCCCUGCAGCGGAUCUACAUCGGUCCAGAGAAGCUGCUCAGUGUUUACUCUGAAUAUAACUGGGGAAACUACUGUCUGUCCUACCUGCUCACCAACCGGGACUACAGUGGGGUGCUGGGCCUGGCCUGGGAGGGCAAGACAGGUAACUGGGGAGGUAUCUGUUCGGACUACAUGAAGCUGAGAAAUGGCAAGUACUCCACCCUGAACACCGGUCUGGUUACGAUUCAGAACUACGGACAGUUCCAGCCCCUGCGACAGGUGCAGCUGACCCUCGCACACGAGCUUGGGCACAGUUUGGGAGCACCGCAUGAUGAGGGGUCUAAUUGUGGAAACCUGGGUUCAUCAGGAGGAAAAGGACGGUUCCUGAUGUUCCCCCAUGCCUCAGAUGAGGUCCGGGAGAACAAUGACAAGUUCUCACCCUGCAGCAUCAAAAAGAUCAGUAAAAUCCUGAAUCUGAAGAAAGAUGACUGCUUUAUGGUCAGUGAUCAGCCCAUCUGUGGGAACCUGCUUGUGGAGGAGGGUGAGGAGUGUGAUGUCGGCCACAACGACACAGACCUGUGCUGCUACAGCGCAAAGGAGCGCCUCGGACUCCAGUGUCGCCUGAAGCCUAAUCAACAUUGCAGUCCAAGCCAAGGCUUGUGCUGUGGGGCAGACUGUGGAUACAAGCCCCUGGGUCUGGUGUGUGAUGAAGAGACAGACUGUCAGAAAGAGAGUGUGUGUUCGGGACAGUCCCCUCUCUGCCCUGUGCCCAGCCCCAAAGACAACCUCACCGUCUGCAGCCAGGGCACCCGGGUGUGUCAGAGCGGGGUGUGUGUGGAGUCUGUGUGUAUCCGCUACAAGUUGGAGCAGUGCGACUGUCCUGGAGACUCCAUGAAGGACAAAUGCCACAUGUGCUGCCAGCAGCCCGGUGACCCGCAGACAUGUGCCAGCACCACCUCUUCAGUCCUGUCCCGUCACUUCCAGAGGAAAUCCCUCCCUCUCAUGAGCGGCGCCCCAUGCUCAGCCAAUCAGGGGUAUUGUGAUAAGUUUCAGGUUUGUCGCCUGCUGGACGCCGACGGCCCCAUCGCCAGGCUCAAAAACUCCUUUCUGCACCUGGAUGAAUUUAAGGACUUGGGAGAGUGGAUGAAGGUGUACUGGUGGGCCAUCCUGGUGGCCGUGGCCUCGGUGUCUGCGGUGAUGAGCUGUAUCAUCUGUCUCUGCAGCCGGACCCUGGACACCAGUCUUCUGAGACAUUGCAGAAAGUGGAGAGCUGUGCGUGUCGUGGAAAAAGUUCUGUCAUCUGUGGAGUCACACAACACGCCCAGUGUUGUCUGCACCUGUCACACUGCGAAGAGGAAAGACUUUACUUCGGCGUCUGUGACCAGAAAUACAAUGAUUUGUGGGGCACACUUCAAACAGGAGGAUUAUGUGAGCAGUGAUCGGAUGGCAAUGGAGAUGGGCUUCAAAACCUCCAGCCAAGUGAAGCUGGUUGGUGGCGCAGUUCCCUCUCUUCAUGCAGCCUGUCUGUCUGCUAACGGCGCUAAUGUUGCUAGUCCUGCUAGAGAAGAAGCACAUCUGCAGCUGAUAAGCGUUGGCUCUCUACAAUUCUGA
Messenger RNA from Knipowitschia caucasica, 2478 nucleotides. NCBI's taxonomy places the organism in Eukaryota, Metazoa, Chordata, Actinopteri, Gobiiformes, Gobiidae. The record is from the annotation of a GenBank genome assembly.